AGAAAUUUAAGAUAUAUAUAGAUAUUAUGUCUUCUUUAGACUGCUAUCGUCCCUCUUAUGACUUUUUGGAUGAUAGAAAAAGACGUUUAGAUAGGGAUGGAUAUGAUGAUGAUAGAAAUGUUCGAUCUCGGCAUUUAUAUAGAGAAGGAAAUAAACGUUAUAGCAAUGGACGUUGUCGAAGUAAAGAAUCGGAUGAAUAUAAGUAUAGACAUGAUUUUUCUCGGGAUUAUGGAUCUUAUAAAAGGGUUGAUCCAUAUACAUUAAAUUAUUUGGUUUCAUUUUCUAUAUUUAAUGAAUGGUACAGAUCGACUAAUACGCUUAUGGAUAUUGCAGAUAAUGAAAUGUAUCAGAAAUAUGAAGCGUAUAAACAAGAUCUUUAUGCACGGCUUGCAAAGCCAUUUGUUUAUAAACAUAUGGAUGAACCAUGGUUUAAAGAAAAAUAUUUGCCUGAUUCUCGAUUACCUAUAUAUGAAAAAAUCAUAGAGAUUAAAAAAUCUGCUCGAAUAGUCUUUUUAGAAUGCUUAAGGAACGGAACUUUCGAUGAUUUUACGAUGGAUGAUGAUGAAUCAGAGUUGGAGCAUGAAUCAAUACCAAUAGAAAAUGCAACCCAUAUUUUUGAAGAAAGUUUUGACGAUAAUUUAAAAACUUAUAAAAAUGUUCUUUCAAUUAAAAAUAUUACACCAAAUGUUAAUUAUACAGAUCUUACUUCGUUAUUAUCUGGGUAUCCUAUUAUAAAAAAUAUUAUAUUAUCAAAUCCUAAUCCUUUUCGUGGCUUUAUGAGAGAAGGUUUUGUUGAAUUAAAUGAUACUGCAGGUGUUGAAAAUUUGAUUCAAACUAUUCAAAGUCAAAAACCUAAUGAAAAAGCUGGUCCAAUUACUGUUGUAUUUUAUAGUUCACCGUCUUUUCCAAAAAAAAUAUUAUUACCUCCUUUAUCAAAUACUCUUAAAAAUCUUUCUCAAGAUUUAGAGUUUGCAAUUCAGGCAAUCAAAAAGUUAGACAAAAAAAUAGAUGAAAACUUUGAUUUUAGCGAAGAAGUUAAAGAUUAUAUAGGUUUUUCUACUUUUGAUUUGAAAGAAAAUCCGGAUGAUAAACACAAGAUGAUAAAAAAAAUUUUAGAUCUUUUAAUAGAAUAUUUACGCCAAGUUCAUUUUUUUCAUUUUUAUACUGUCACCGAAUAUGAUUCUAGGUAUGAACUUGAAAAAAUGUUUCCUGGAAAGGUUGUUAGGUUAUCUAAUCAAUCGGAUGACUCUCAGCUUUAUUUUAAACAAGAGUUAUGGAGAACAAAAUUUGUAGAAAAAAUGAAUAUUUUCUUAGACUUAGAAAAAGCAGAUCUUGUAAAGCUUGGGGGGAAGCCUUUUGAUGAAGCAGUUGAACUUAAAAUUGAAUCACAUAUUAAACAAGAGGAUGAAAAGAGGUUUCGUUGUUCUGUUAAUGAUUGUAAAAAGCUUUUUAAAGGUCCUGAAUUUGUUAAAAAGCAUAUUGAAAAGCGGCACUUAGAAUGGUUGAAUGAAGGAAAAAAAGAGUUUAUUUUGUUAAAUAAUUAUGUUUUAGAUACAUCACGUGUAUUUCCGAUAGAAGCAUAUUCAUACUCUGAUAAAAUUAAUCAAAGAGGUGCAUUAAAAAAUAAUUUGGAUGUUUCUCCAAAAUCAAUAUCUCAAUCACCUGUAAGUGGAUCUUUUUAUUCUUAUUCUCCUUCCGAAAAAAUAAAUAUAAAUUAUGAUCAAGACAUAAAUUAUAAAAAAAAGUUUAUCAGGAAAAAGCUUAUACAACAAAUCCAAAGUUUUUAAUGAAUAUAAAGGAAAAAGCGAUAGUAAAAUGUCAAGAAUAUAUAAGGAUCUCGAUAGUGUUAUAGAUGAAACACCUG
This is a messenger RNA of Pneumocystis murina B123, 1864 nucleotides long. RefSeq lists its product as hypothetical. The transcript has 8 exons. Bases 27 to 1787 code for a protein of 586 amino acids. Gene Ontology annotation, cellular component: nuclear body. Gene Ontology annotation, molecular function: nucleic acid binding. Gene Ontology annotation, biological process: mRNA processing; primary miRNA processing. The record is from RefSeq and is a predicted model, not a curated record. Lineage: Eukaryota; Fungi; Ascomycota; Pneumocystomycetes; Pneumocystales; Pneumocystaceae.